AAUUUUCCUUGCCCAAUUAAUUUGUUUCUAAUCGUUCUUCCGGCCCAUAGAUGUUUCGACUUCGUCAAUAAUUUUUUUUUGUCGUUGGUUUUGGAGGAUUUAUAGAUGCGCGCGGAUCUUUUCUGAUUAGUGUAUAAAAGUUUUACGUCGUGGCUGGAAGUGGAUUUCAAUAUCAAGCAUCAAAAGAAUGGAACGGAUGUUGAUGAUAGUGGUGUGUGAGGCAUUGUCGGCCACGAAAAACGCAGGAUCAGUCGUCGAAAAGUCGUCUAUGCUAUCAGUUUCGUGGUCUACUCGUGAUCGUUUCUGUUCCCACUCGAUUAUAAAAAACAAUACGGACGGGUACAUUUGCUGCGACCGGAAACAAUUAUUAACCCAUGUCCUCGGUGAUUAGAAUCUGAAAUAUCUAAUAACUUGAAAACGUUUUGUUCGUCGAGACGUAUAAACCAGAUAUAGUAUUGAAGUGUGAUGAAAGAAGAAACGAAUAUGAGUAAUGCUCUCAAAGUGUUAAUGUUACUCUGGAUUUGUAUCGACGUCCAUUGUCAGAUGCAGUGGUAUGAGCAAUCACAUGAAAGUUACUUCAAUUACAAAAACCUUGAUGACAAACCUUCAGUCUCCAGUAGCGGCGACUCCGAAGUUCGAAUUGCUCCAAGAAUUGGCUUGAAGUGGCCCUUCAGCCCACAAAACCGAAUUAAGGCGACGUCGCAACCUCCAAGCACCGACGACAACGGGGUACCGAAUGAUAAAUUUCUCUUCCCUGGCAGUAUAUCAAAUAAAGAACAAGUUGACCCAGCACCUGUUUGCAAAGAAACAACAUUCUGCGACGAUGUUUCGAAUUAUCCGACAAAAUCGGUGAGCGAUGCGAUUGCGAGACAGAAUCUUCCGCAUUAUAUAAACGUCGACGGAAUCGAUAUCAAUUUUCGGUUGGCAGUUCUUACCGAGUCUCUUUGCAUAUCUAAUGAGAGAGUUGUGUAUCCGAAGACAGCGGAAACCGAAGAUAAUCGAUGGUUAUACGUCGUUAACCAUCCCAAUUACACUCAAGGAGUACGCAUUGAGACAUGCAGCCUGGAAGGCGAAUCAUGCAAGCUUAUACAAGGAUUCGCGACUGGAUACGAUACAUUCUGCGCACAGAAAUACAUCUACCGCGAACUUGCGGCAUACAAGGACGGCAGGAUCACACAGGAACUUUUCCGAUUUCCGGCCAAUUGCUGUUGCCAGGUUGAAUUCGUCGGCACAUCACAGCGUUUGAGAUCGAAUCGAUCGUAUACCCCCCUGAAUGCCGAAAACUAUAUGGGCACAGUUUAAUAGAGCUAGCUCGAUUUAACGGCAUUUGUAUGGAACACCAUCUAAAUCCUCUUACGGAAUUUGGACGCGAGAAAUAUACAUAUACAUACAGGGUGUACGCCACGAUUUUUCAAGCACUUUCAACAGUUUGAUAGAAAAAUGUUUCCAAUAAAAGUUAAUCAGUAUUUACUCGGCUACAUAUCGAUAUAUAACAAUUUUUGAAAAUUAUUGCUUUUCUGCUAAAAGUCAAGAUCACUUUGACUUUUUUAAAAUGGCAUCCUAUAUUUUUGACUUCGUGGUGUUAUUGAUAAAUGAUAAAUGCUGAUGAAAUGCUGAUGAAAUACUAUAUUAUGACCUCCAGAUGACUUUGACUUCAGCAAUUUAGGAUGGACCAACGAAAG
This is a messenger RNA of Megalopta genalis, 1682 nucleotides long. RefSeq names its product protein spaetzle. Gene Ontology annotation, cellular component: extracellular region. The record is from RefSeq and is a predicted model, not a curated record. Gene Ontology annotation, molecular function: growth factor activity; Toll binding. NCBI's taxonomy places the organism in Eukaryota, Metazoa, Arthropoda, Insecta, Hymenoptera, Halictidae. Gene Ontology annotation, biological process: innate immune response; central nervous system formation.